GGGGGAGGAGGCGGCUCAGGGAGGCAGCCGAUUGGAGCCUGUUACUUGUAUGCCCCCGCCCCCAUUCCUUACUUCCCAGCUGGUCCUCAGUCUCCCCUUUCCUUUGUCCCUGUGUUCCCACGGCCCGGAUGUUCUUUCCACCCCGGCUCCUGGUGGCGGUCCCCCCUCCCAGGCUCCCCAGCCCCGCCCCGCCUUCUCCCGGUAGCUCAGUCUUCCCCUGGCUCAGCUUUGCUGCCCCUCCCCUGCCUCCGCCUCAAAACCCCGCCUGCUUCGGGGAGCCGGCUGAGUCCCCAGGUGACACCCACAGCGGGUGUGCUGCUCAGUGUGAACCUGCGCUUGCCAGGGGGACAAGGCUCUCCUCAGCCCGAAGAGAUACACCUGUGAGCGGCUCAGAGCGGUGCUUUACAAGAGGCCCGCAGAUGUGAGGACUGACCUGGCCUUCCCCGAGUGCUGGGCACCGAGACCCCCACCCAGCAGCACCUGCUGCACCCCUGUGAGUCAGCCAGGCCCUCUACGGUUAAGAAGACCUGAGGGGACGGAUGGCAUCGGCUGGCCUUGAGCUCCUGGGCAUGACCCUGGCCGUGCUGGGCUGGCUGGGCACCCUGGUGUCCUGCGCCCUGCCCCUGUGGAAGGUGACCGCCUUCAUCGGCAACAGCAUCGUGGUGGCCCAGGUGGUGUGGGAGGGGCUGUGGAUGUCCUGCGUGGUGCAGAGCACGGGCCAGAUGCAGUGCAAGGUGUACGACUCGCUGCUGGCGCUGCCCCAGGACCUGCAGGCUGCCCGCGCCCUCUGCGUCAUCGCCCUCCUGUUGGCUCUGCUCGGGCUGCUGGUGGCCGUCACGGGGGCCCAGUGCACCACCUGCGUGGAGGACGAAGGUGCCAAGGCCCGCAUCGUGCUCACCGCAGGGGCCCUCCUCCUCCUCUCGGGCAUCCUGGUGCUCAUCCCUGUCUGCUGGACUGCGCAUGCGAUCAUCCAGGACUUCUACAACCCCCUGGUGGCCGAGGCCCUCAAGCGGGAGCUGGGGGCCUCCCUCUACAUAGGCUGGGCUGCUGCUGCCCUGCUCAUGCUGGGUGGGGGGCUCCUCUGCUGCACGUGCCCCCCACCCCAGAUCGACCGGCCCCGGGGACCCAGGCUGGGUUACUCCAUCCCCUCCCGCUCAGGUGCCUCUGGGCUGGACAAGAGGGACUAUGUAUGAGGCAGAAAGUGCCCUCGGAAGCUGAUGCUCAGAGUUUUGACCUUGAGCUGGAUGCCCUGCGGUAACCCAUGCCCCCAAAUGUCAACCCCUCCCCUGGGUGAAACUUGCUUCCCAGAGGCUUCAGUCAGGCCUGGCUCCAGAGCUAGGGCCUGCUGGCCUGAGUCCAGACCCUCUUCAUUGGGGGGGUCCUCACAGUUUCUUCCCUUUCCACCUGCCAGGCAGAGCCAGAGCUGAAAAGCCUACCCCCAACCCCCCCUUUCAGCCCCAGACAAAUUGCUCUCUUCUGUGGUCCAUGACCUAGGCUGUCCCUCCUCUUCCUCUGAGGCCACCCCCAUCCCAGGAGCCUGGCCCUCACCCAAAGGGCAGCAGCUCCUCGUUCCAAAAUGAGGGGAUCCCUGCCCUGGAAUGGGUCCCCUCCGGCCGGCCACCACCUGCAUCCAGAGGUCCAGCCCAUCACCCCACCCUCUACCCUACCUGCCAGUCGGGAAUAAACAGCAUUUGUACCUUG
Suricata suricatta (meerkat) is the source of this 1701-nucleotide messenger RNA. It is a transcript of the gene CLDN9, whose product is annotated as claudin 9. The record is from RefSeq and is a predicted model, not a curated record. Gene Ontology annotation, cellular component: plasma membrane; bicellular tight junction. The transcript is spliced from 2 exons. NCBI's taxonomy places the organism in Eukaryota, Metazoa, Chordata, Mammalia, Carnivora, Herpestidae. Gene Ontology annotation, biological process: cell adhesion; bicellular tight junction assembly. The coding region runs from base 540 to 1193 and encodes 217 amino acids. Gene Ontology annotation, molecular function: structural molecule activity.